AUGAACGGCUCGGGGAUGCACGGCGGCGGGGGCGGAGCCGGAGGGGGCUACGUCCCGUCUCAGGGAUGGGAGUUUGUGCCGUGCUCCGGGAUGGAUAGGGGCAGGGGGAAGAGUCGCAACCCGUUGAGGAGGAUCUCCUCUCCGCCCACCGUCUUCAGUCACAUCUACGAGUCUCAGUUCGGCGCUUCGCCGGGCGGAGGAGAAGGUGGAGAAGGUGGUGGAGCGGGGACACAGCUUGAUAACCUCAGGGGACAAAUGUGGCCGGGUGCCGAAGCCCAGCAGCAGCAGCAGCAGCAGCAAACUCAACACACGAGGCUCAAAAAGAAAGUUGAGGAUUUGAAAAAGCGACACGUUCAGGAUAAGGAAGAAUGGAUGCGCGAGAAGGAGUCAUUGUUGAGAGAAGUAGCUGACAUACAAGGAGGGGAGAACAGGAGGAUUCUGCUGGAGCUGAAGACCGUUUUGGAGGAAGUGCAGGUGGAGGUGAAGAGGGAGGAAGAGAAGAGGAGCGAGCUCCAGCUGCAGUACACCAGAGACCGAUGUGCCUGGGAGCUGGAGAAGGCCGAGCUCAAAUGCAGGAUUGCGCAGGUAACUGCGAUGGCAACGGGACCCGUGGCGCCGCAGGGUGCUCCGAGGCAGCACGGCGAGACGGCGACGCUCCGCCGGGAGAGGGAAGAGCAGCGGCGGCUGCUGGCGGACACGCAUUCGACCGCCAUGGACCUGCGCUGUCGCCUGGACCACAACGAGAGGGACUGGCUUAGAGAGAAAGCAGAGCUGCUGGAGAUGUUCGACGUGGAGAGGAGGGUGUGGGAGUGCCAGCUGAAGGAUAUGCAGAGCAAAAUAGAAGAGCUGUACUGUGACGUGAGAGUCAAGCGAGAAGUGAAGGGCGGUGGAAGGCGGGGCGACAACGAUGACGUGCACGCGCUCAGCAUUCGCUCAACCAGCACCGGCUCCAGUCUGCUCAGUGACAACGAGCCGCUCAGCAGCAGCAGCAGCGGCGGCAGCCAGUCGGAACCAACCAGACAUCCACCUCUACCUGGUUUGGGUCACAACAGAGACAUCGGUGGCAGAGAGGCUCACCACUCCAGCUGCUUCCAAGCAGGCAGCCUCUGUGGAUAUGAUAAUGGUGGUCGGUUCACUCAGAGCGACCAUUUAAAACAUGGGCCGGUGGAUGAGUUGAGUCCAAGAGGCACUUGGCGGCUAGACUCUGAUGGCGAGGAAGCUGCGGAUACAAUAGAGCUGGAUGCUACGUUUGAUGGAGCGCCACAGGAGAACGUCUCAAACACUCAUGGAACCAAUAUCCAUGUUCCUCCAGAAGAAAGGCCUCUUUGGGCAGAGCUGAGUUACGGCAGCGACAAGAAGAAGAACACCACUGCUCUCAAUGCGGCUCUGAAGGAGAUCGCCCGUGUAAGUGAGGAGCUUUGCAGCUACCAGGAUGAGAUCAGAAAGAAGAGUGGGGAUAAGAGGAAUCGAUCUGGUUCCGCGUGCCUACCUGAGGGGAGCGAGAUGUUGUUUGGCCGUGAUAAAACCCGGCUGGAGGUCGAUGACGCUCCCUGCGACCUCAGCCAGAUUUAUGACGACCUUCGGGCCUUGGAGAGGGAAACCUGGAUCACCUUGUCACCGAAGAACACCUGGAGUGCAGACAGAGGGCCGAGCAAAUCCUGGAUGGCGGACUUUGCUGAUCCAGAAUGCCACAGAGAAACCAAGACGAGCCCUGGAUUACUCUCAGAGAUGGAUACAGCAGGUCCUCCCAUCCCUCCCCGCUCCUCCUCCUGGGGUCUGAGCUCCCCCACUUUUCCAGACACAGAACUUUACAUCCCAGAAUCCCCCAUGAUGACGGAGAGGAAGUGCCAUAGCCCCUGUGGCCUAGCGGACAAAAAAUGUAGCAGCCCAUCUAUUGUCAGGAAGUUUGAGGCUAUGCUCCAAGAGAACGAAGGAAAGGUUUUGAUAGACGGCGUCGUGGCAUCGUGCUCUGUACCGGCUAACUCUGAAUGUGUGAAUAAGGGCUGCUGCCACAACCGCUGGUCCUGUGACACGAGCAAGUUCACAAGCAGCAAGCUGUCGACGUACGGGACGGUCCAGAAGAGCUUCUCCGAAGUCAACAUACAGACCGCUGCCAAAGUCUCGCGCUCCGAUUCCUGCCCCGGUGUCGGGAGCCUAAAAAGCCCCGAGCUACAAAUACCUCAGAUUGCAAAAGAAUUACCUUUAAAUUUGCUCUUGUCCUCUUUGGAAACGCCACCCGCUGGCCCCGACCUCCAGGGCUCCAGAAGAAACGUGAUGCUGGAACAGAAAACUGCCGAGUUCAACAGAACUUUGUUUCAGGCCGAGAUGGGCCGCGGCGUAGAGAAACAAAACAGGCCCGCGGUAACGGAUGACGCAUCGCCUCCCAGGGAGAAAUCGCUCCCGCCGCUCUGGACUGAUGUCACCACCAGCGUCACGGGUGUGUAUCCUGAAAUCACAUUGUCUCUUUCUGCCGAGGUCCAAUUAAGGAGAACGAGAUAUGGUGCCGAAGGUCAAGAGGUUAGAACGAAGCAAGGGAUCCCUUCCGAGCUUUCGUCCGUCCGGCCACAGAUGGGCCUCGGGGAGACGACGGCAAUGUCCUCCCAGAGUCCUGCACGCCGUUGCGAGGUCACGCACGACGCUCAAACGGCAAGCGGUCCUUCCAGGAAAGCGGAACACAGAGCGGCCGCCGAGGCUCCGAUUUCUGAGCCGGGUCAGAGUGUGGAUGUUUCCAUCUUCGAGGACGAGAAUCCCCGCGGAGCGAAGCCUCAGUCGGCCAGAGCGGCCGUCUCACUCCAGCAGCCGUCGGCUGAGAACAAGCAAAGACAGAUGACGCAGCCCCGGCAUGCGUCGGCUCUUCCUUCCCAGUCGGACUCCUCCAGACCCGGGCCUCGAAUGAUGAUGAUGAACGACCAUCCCUGGAAGGCCCUCACUCUGGCUGCGUACCCGCGGCCCGAGGGAUCGAGAUCCAACUACGGGGCAGUGGAGAGGAUCCUGAAGAAUUACGAGAGUGCGGCGCGGGCUCACCAGAGCCAGAGCCGACCCGACGAGACGGACUCUAGUCCUACGGCGGAGAACGAGACAGAACUGGACACGCCGGACGUUGAGCCUCUGGCCUUACCUCCCACUCUGAGACAUGCACAGACUUCAAACUCUUCGGAGAAGCACACCGCACAGCUCAGCAGCCACAGCGCCGCGUCUGUGAAAGAGUUGCAUCUACUAGUGGAGGAGAACGACGUGACCUCCGUCUCCCGCUCGGCUCGGAAGAACUUCUCCAGGCCGGCCCGUCCCGCCAACCGGCGCCUCCCCUCCCGGUGGGCCGGCCGCUCCCCCACCACCUCCUCCUCCCCCGUCGCGCCUCCACCCUUCGCCCUCCAUAAACACCGCUCCUCUUUUUCCUACUCGCACGUCUUUCACAUGGAGACGGUCAUUAUUUGA
Cyclopterus lumpus (lumpfish) is the source of this 3435-nucleotide messenger RNA. It is a transcript of the gene mtcl3a, whose product is annotated as SOGA family member 3a. The record is from RefSeq and is a predicted model, not a curated record. NCBI's taxonomy places the organism in Eukaryota, Metazoa, Chordata, Actinopteri, Perciformes, Cyclopteridae. The transcript is spliced from 7 exons. The coding region runs from base 1 to 3435 and encodes 1144 amino acids.